Messenger RNA from Musca vetustissima, 1530 nucleotides. RefSeq names its product sodium channel protein Nach-like. The record is from RefSeq and is a predicted model, not a curated record. Gene Ontology annotation, molecular function: ligand-gated sodium channel activity. Bases 1 to 1530 code for a protein of 509 amino acids. Gene Ontology annotation, cellular component: membrane. NCBI's taxonomy places the organism in Eukaryota, Metazoa, Arthropoda, Insecta, Diptera, Muscidae. The transcript is spliced from 7 exons. Gene Ontology annotation, biological process: sodium ion transmembrane transport.
AUGAGUGGUGCUCCCCAAGUUCCCCCUGGAAUAGGAAAAUCCUCCGAAGCAUGGCCCGCCCAGCCACCGCAAAAACCUCGCCGAAAAGUGACAUUGUGGUUCCUCACAGUUGAGGGUUUUGAAUAUUUCAAAUUAUAUUUGGCUACUUGCUGUAAUCACUGCUAUGUGUAUUUGGUGAAGGAGGGUCUCAUCUGGGUGGAAAGAAUAUUUUGGCUUAUCCUCAUAGCUGUAUCGCAUUAUGCCUCAAUUUAUAUUGCAAUGCAAUCGAUUGAUCGUUUCCUAACGAAAAAUGCCUAUAUGGGUAUUGAGCGAGACUAUUUCAGUUGGAAUACUUCGUUGCCGAGCUUGACUAUAUGUCCCAUGGAGCGUUUGGAUCGGGAGCUUUUCAAUGAAUAUUGUCAAUCCCAUUACAUUACCGGCAAAAAUCAAGACGACCUCUGGGAUCUGCUGGAACAUCUGGCCAAUUCGACUUAUAUGAAUUUUCAAGAUAUUCCCAAUCAUAGUAGCUUGGAUCGCACCCUUGAUAAACUGCAGUUAAAACCGGAUAAAUAUAUGGAAUUAAUAUAUAAUCUGACGGUGGACCAUACCCUAAAUCCUGUCGAUAAGCUGAGAAUACGUUGCAUCGACAAUGAUGAAUAUAUACACUCCCGACAAGUGCUUACCGAAUAUGGCCUCUGUUAUUUAACGAACAACAAUAUUGAUGAUCGCUAUUCGUCGAAGUAUUUGCUAUUCGGGGUGAUGCCCGAACCAAAUGAAUAUGAAAUUAAACAUAAUGUCCGGAAGAUACAAAUGGGUUCAUAUCCGGAUAAAUAUAUUGAUUUUAAUUUUAUUGGUUUCCAGUCACCAAUUGAUGUCUAUGCCCAUAGCUCCUAUGAGGUCAUGAAGGUGGACAAUAAUUAUGGUUAUACCACUGAAAAUCUCUACUACGAACCCUUCUCACCGGAAAUCACCACGGAUCAUAAUUUUGAAACGGGAGCCAGUGUCCGCCAAAGGAACUGCCGUUUCAGCCACGAGUCUAAUCUAACCCAUUUUCCGAUUUAUACGAAAAAUAUUUGCAUGCAGGAGUGUCGUUUAAAUUUGGUCUACAAAAUGUGUAAAUGUAUACCGCACUUCUAUCCCAAUCGACUUCUAAUACCCAAACCGGUUUGUGAUUUUAAAACCCUCAGAGAAUGUAUGCCGCAGCAUGAAGCUUAUUUUCUGAAAUUAUAUCGGGAGAGACCCAAUAGCAAUAAACUGGACAUGGCCCCGUGCUAUUGUGAACAGAACUGCAAGGGAUCGGUAUUGAGUCUUAAGGUUUCGUUAUAUACCCGCUCAAAACAACUCUAUGGUAGUUAUGGUGCAACAAUGACGGAAAAGGAAUGGCCCACUGUGCGCUAUAAGCGAGAGAUUUAUUUGACAUUUACCGAUUUAAUGGUUUACAUUGGUGGUACGGCCGGAUUUUUCUUGGGCUUUAGUGUAUUGGGCGCCAUUGAGAUUUUCUAUUUUUUCACAAUGCGUUUACUGUUCCAUUUGUUUGGCUAUAAAAUAUAA